AUGCCAUUCACUUCGUUCGCCCAUCUAGUUUUCUUGUCCGCUUUGCUGGCCAUCGUCAAAGCUACUGGGCUGCCCAGCAAGAUAUAUGGUGUUAACCUAGGAUCUUGGUUGGUCUUGGAGCCAUGGAUGCUGCCACAGGAAUGGUCCAACAUGGGCGGGCAGCAAUGUAGCGACUGCUCCAAGUGUAUCGCAUCAGAGUUCGCGUUUGCCCAGGCCUAUCCCACAACCGUCGACGCCAUUUUUGCAAAACAUUGGUAUGCGAAACCCAAUAUCCUGCCCAACAGUCCCAAUGGUAAUGAGAGCUAG
Molecule: messenger RNA, 306 nt
Organism: Coprinopsis cinerea okayama7#130
Lineage: Eukaryota; Fungi; Basidiomycota; Agaricomycetes; Agaricales; Psathyrellaceae
Exons: 4
Coding region: 1-306 (101 amino acids)
Source: RefSeq, a predicted model, not a curated record